Anopheles merus is the source of this 1685-nucleotide messenger RNA. Its product is annotated as putative gustatory receptor 28a. Gene Ontology annotation, cellular component: membrane. Gene Ontology annotation, biological process: sensory perception of taste. Bases 113 to 1297 code for a protein of 394 amino acids. The record is from RefSeq and is a predicted model, not a curated record. The transcript has 3 exons. Lineage: Eukaryota; Metazoa; Arthropoda; Insecta; Diptera; Culicidae.
UUUAGCAAAGUGCUUUGCGGCGAACGAAUCGAGGAAUCGAGUACACAUUGUAGGGCGGUCGCGAUCGUUUUGUAAUAUUAUUCGCGAUUCCGGAUACGCUGCGAACACAGCCAUGGCGCGGAAAGGUGUGCUGACCAUUGGGGAACGGUGUUGUAUCUGGUUGCUGAUGGUGGGCGGAGUGUUGCCGUUUCAGUACGUCGUUUCGACGAAUCGGUUUGUACAGAGCACUUUCUACUACCGGGGCUGCAUUGUGGGAACGGUGCUGUACGCCAUGCUGGGACCGUGGUUGUAUUGGAUCUCAGUAACGCGAAUAUUGCAUCCGGAUUCGCAGCUCAACCAAUACAUGAUUGUGGUGCAGUUUUUCUGCAUGUACGUCGUAAUACUAACGUCACGCUUGAAAACGCUUUCGAACCGUGAAAGACUGUGCCAGCUGCUAAACGCGCUGCUGGCGCUGCGAGAGCAGGUACUGCAAGGACCAGCGAAGGCUACUACUACCUUUCAGCAGGGUUUGGCACGAAGCCUGCUCACGAAACUGAUCGUAUUCGAUCUCGGCAUGAUGGUGCUAAGUGCAGCGUUCUUUCGCACAUUUAUAGAGCUGAAACAAUCGUUGAUUUAUUCGAUUUUAGGAGUUUGCAAUCUGCUGCAAGUCAGCAGCAUGAACAUUGCUGUUAAUUUGCUCAUGUUUGUGAUGUACAGUGGCACUACCAUCUACGUACGCAUCAAUGCACACUGUAACGAUCUGGUGUACGGUUCGAAGGCUCCGAAUGAGAUCGUUCGGCUGUAUCUGAUGCACACGGAGGCGUCGCUCGUUGUGCAGAGUAUCGUCGAGGUCAUCAGCAUACCGAUACUGCUGUUGAGCGUGUGGUACUUUUUCAUCAUCGUAUUCUCGAUUUUCUACACCUACACCAGCCUUGUGCAGGAUCUUGAAGCUGGCUCGACGAAUGCACUGCGCAAUAUAAUCAACCCACUGGCGUUCUUUAUAAGUGAAGUGGGACAGGUGUACUUUAUGGUGUCGAGCUCGGCUACGUUUAGUCGGCAUGCGCGUCAAAUCAUACCGUGUCUCAGCAUGUACACUGGCCGAAUUACGGAUGUACCGGGCGAUCGUGCGAUCGAGCUACUGACGAUCGAGUACUUAAACCGAGACUAUGCGAUACGCAUUAAAGGACUGUUUACCAUCGACAACACGAUGCUGUUUGGUGUAAGUAUGCCUAAGCUUCAGCGCCGUGGGCAAUGGAUGUCGGUAAAGCGUGUGGGCCUGUGUCUUUACAGAUCGUUGCCAGUACCACCAGCUACAUGAUUAUUUUAGUACAAUACUACCUGCAGGAAUGAGCGGCAAACAUAAGAUAUUCAUGUCCAUUUGCUAAUAGUGGCGGUUGCGGUGUGUGUGUGUGGGCUGUUUCCCCGGGUUCGUUUGUCCGUCCGUCGCUUCAGUUGCUGUACGAUGCAGGUCCCACGCUGGUUGAUCGUUCUGCAGAGCGUUGUGCUGAAGUUUCUGUUCGCCAUUUUGCCGCUCAGUUUCGACCGUCAUCGUGAACGGUUUCGAAAUCGAACGAAAGAUGUGAUCCUAUCCAUCGUGCUGCUGGUGCUCUAUGCCAUCGUCGGACCGAUCGUCUGUGCCGAGCUGUACGUAAUGAACUUUAGCGUGGAAAAUCAAAUAACAAACGCGCUGAGCGCAUUCCAGUUCG